Mesorhabditis spiculigera is the source of this 1335-nucleotide messenger RNA. The record is from the annotation of a GenBank genome assembly. Lineage: Eukaryota; Metazoa; Nematoda; Chromadorea; Rhabditida; Rhabditidae.
AUGGAGGGCGAACCGGGGGAAGAAGAUACUAAGGAGAAGCCGGCCGACGACCCCGAAGAAGAAGACGUCGAUUUGCACAACCAGCUUGAAAAACUGGCGACGAGCUCGACGAUCAGCCGCGUUGGCUUGGUCAAAAUGUAUCGUUGUGCCGUGGCAUUGCUGGAAAAGAAGAGCAGCCCAUUCAGAGCCCCGGAACUGCUCGUUCUCCGCGAAAUUUUCGCGAAGUCGCUAGUGCUCAAGGAUUGGAAACUGGCGCAAGCCGUGGCUAUGGACCUAUCGGAACGAUGCAAUGAGCAGUAUCUAAAGGAUACUCUCUCCUACGUCGUUUCGCUGAGCCAAGCCUUGGAACUCGUUGAGGAUGCCGCGGUCGGCGACGAAGAAAAGAAGCUGCCUUUGAAGCACAACGAUUUUGCCGAGUUUUUCAAGCAUCUGUGUCUCGCCGAUAGCGUCUUUGGCCAAGCUCCCGACCUGGAUGCGGACUUGGGAGAGGAGGACAAAUUGAUCAAGAUCGACUCUUACUUCCGGUCGCUGCGCAUUCUGAUUUCUCGCCUGAAAUUCGACGAAGAAAUCGUCGAGCACUAUAAGAAGGUUUUCAACACGGUGGAAUCGAUUUACAAGGUCCUAAUCGACGCUAGUUCGAACCUCGCCAAUUUCCAUGUGGAAUCUCCCAACAUCAUCGCCUUCAUAAAAACUGGUGUCGGCUUGUUCCCGAGCGCGCUGCAGAAUGAUCGGCUGAGAGAGGCCGUUGCACUGAAUCAAGCAAGACUUUGUCCUUCGCCGGGCCUUAUCGGAACAUGCAUUCCUCGUGGUGCUGCCUCAAGCCCAGGCGAAAGCGUCGAAAAUGUAGAGGACGUUGCAAUUGGUCUGAUAUCGCAAAAGAAGCAAGACACUACAAACGGAAGCUCGGAGAUCAAGGAUGAUGAGGUUGUGGCCUUGAGCCCAAGCCAGCAGUCGUCGCUUUCCCAGGUUGAUGUGCCGGUUAUCGAAGUUCGCUUGACGCCGAGAGAGGGAUCGCCUGAUCUGGAGACGGACGCUGCGCCGAAGCUACUUGAUGGCGGCGCUGAUUUUGAGGCCGGAUUUGGUGGCAAAGAAGUCGUCUCCGGCGUUGCUUCGGCCCAGGACGUCAACUCCAACAGUUUCACCAAGGGCUUUGCUGCCGCUGGCCCCGCCGGCGAUAACUCCACUCGGGGUAGCAGCUUCUUCCCUCGAGGAUCGUACCGUGCUGCUUCGCAAGAACAAGUUCGUCCAGCGCGGUUCGAAGGUGGCAUGCAGCGCCGAGGCGGUACGCGAGGCGGAAGGGGCAUGAUGGGUGGCCGCGGAAGCUUCGUUCGGCAA